AGCAACUUGACCCAUGGACGGUUCAUUUUGAUGGUGAAACCCAUUGCUGCUAGUUAUAAAAACUUGGUAGUUGUAGAUCUGGGAUAAGCUACUAGACAACCGUAACCAGGACAGAAACAGAAGAACAUUACUUCCAAGUGCAAAGUGGAAAAAUCUAUUGUCAUAGGUGUUGGUCUUCCCAAAUGCCUACUAAGCUUUAUUCUUCAAUCUUCCCAUCUAUCAUCUUUCUCUCUCUCGUCUUCCUCUUCCUCUACUCCACUUUCCUUCCUCUUUAUACCAACAACCACUCCUCUUCAUCGCCCGCUAAGAAGUUCCUUACUUCACCAUCUUCUUAUUGCAACAUUUUCAAUGGCAAUUGGGUCUUAGGCUCCACCAAACCCAGGCCUUUCUACGAUGAAACCUGCCCAUUUCAUCGAAACGCCUGGAAUUGUAUUAAGAACAAGAGGGACAACAUGGGAAUCAUCAAUUCCUGGAAAUGGGUACCCAAAGAUUGCAGCUUGGAGAGAAUUGAUCCCAAGGGUUUCUUGAGUUUGAUGAGGAAUAGGAAUAUUGGCUUUGUUGGGGAUUCUCUGAAUGAAAAUUUUUUGGUGUCUUUUUUGUGCAUUCUUAGAGUGGCUGAUGUAAGUGCUAAAAAGUGGAAGAAAAAGGGUGCUUGGAGAGGGGCUUAUUUUCCCAAGUACAAUGUCACGGUUGCCUAUCAUAGGGCUGUUUUGCUUGCCAGAUACAAGUGGAAGCCAAAACAAUCUGCGGUUUCUGAUCAGGAUGGACUAAAAGGAAUAUACCGAGUGGAUGUUGAUAUUCCUGCUGAUGAAUGGAUCAACGUCAGGGACUUUUAUGAUGUUCUUGUUUUUAACACUGGCCAUUGGUGGGGCUAUGAUAAAUUCCCGAAAGAGACACCUCUUGUCUUCUAUCAGCAAGGGCAACCAAUAAGUCCCCCACUGGGAUUAUCGGAUGGCCUUCAAGUUGUUCUUGAAAAUAUGGUCCACUACAUUCAAAAGGAAGUUCCUAAGAACACUCUCAAGUUUUGGCGAUUGCAAUCACCAAGACAUUUUUAUGGUGGCGAGUGGAACGAAAAUGGCAGUUGCUUGUCUGACAGACCCCUUGAAGAACACCAGCUUGACUUGUGGUUUGAUCCCAGCAACAAUGGAGUGAAUAAAGAAGCAAGGACACUUAACCAUCUAAUCAAAGAGGCACUGCAAGGCACAGAUAUUCAAUUGCUUGAUCUGACUCGUUUAAGUGAGUUCAGAGCAGAUGCCCAUCCAGCAAUUUGGUUGGGAAAGAAGGAUGCUGUGUUGACGUGGGGCCAGGACUGCAUGCACUGGUGCCUACCUGGUGUCCCUGAUACAUGGGUUAAUAUACUGGCACAACUAAUCCAUAAUAUCUUGGAGACAUGGUGAUCAAAUGUUGAACUGAAUCUUAUCAAAUUGUUUCAAUAUUCACCUUGGAUAAUGCGAAGCAGCGCCCUCUGUAUUCACUAAGUAUGCCAAUAUGUGAAAAUGUGAAUACAGAAUACAAGCGAAUGCCUCAACCCUUCUGUCCUCUAAGAUCUCUUCUUAUGGGCCUUUCCCACUUCCCUUUUUUUCGGUCUUGGGGGGUGGGGGGUUGUCUAACUAACGGAUUUUGUCAAUUACAACAGCGAAUCACUAACAGAUGACGUCUUCUUCAGUGAUGUGUCCUGGUUUGAAGAGAAUGUUGGGGAUUUUCACAAGAUAUAUAUAUAUAUAUAUAUAUAUAUAUAUUUAUAUAUUAUGAUGAACAAGAUAACUUAGAUUGCUAAAGAACUUGUAAAUUGUAAUAGACUACUAGUUUAAUUGAAAAUUUCCUUUCUUCGGUCACAGUCAAAUAUCAAAAUCUUGGAUAGUGGAAUGUUGUAUAUCCAUUUAUUUGAUAGUCAUGUUGUCCAUUUUUUUCCUUUCCUUUUCAAUAUUACAAGGUUUAUUUCUCUAGCUUGCCUGGUCCUCCAUUACUUGGUUUUAUGUAAAUGAUUAAACCUUCAAAGGAUAAACAAUGAACGUAUAAAGAAUUUCUUUCUAUACAUAUAUAAAUACAAUUUUCUCUUGAAAAAAUGUUUUAAAAAUCACAAAUUUAAUGACUACAAC
Molecule: messenger RNA, 2099 nt
Organism: Durio zibethinus
Lineage: Eukaryota; Viridiplantae; Streptophyta; Magnoliopsida; Malvales; Malvaceae
Product: protein trichome birefringence-like 12
Cellular component (GO): Golgi apparatus
Molecular function (GO): O-acetyltransferase activity
Source: RefSeq, a predicted model, not a curated record